AUUACUUCUACUUAGGAGUGAUGUUGCUUAAAAUUUUCUUAGUUUUCGUCUUUAUUAUGGAUGCGAUUUUUGCACGAAAUCUCAGUCUUGUGUGCAGAACUCCAGAGGGAUACUUUGAGGGUAGCGAAUCCAGUUCAGACUGCUGGUACGAUCCAGAUGUGAAUGUUCUUCCAGAAAAAUUAGCUCAGAACCACGAUCUUUCACUGGAAAAGCAUUUGGUGCACACAGAAGACGGCUGGAUAUUGACUACUUUCCGCUUGAAAACUGUAAGAGGUUAUGGAAAAGGCGUUGUAUUCCUGCAGCAUGGAAUGAUGACCGAUGCCAUGUGUUUUAUGGUAAAUGGGGAUCACUCAAUUGCUUUUUUCCUUGCCAAACAAGGCUACGACGUUUGGCUGGGGAACUUUAGAGGAAGCGACGUGAGCACACAUGCAAGACUGAAGCGAAGCGAUAAAGAUUUUUGGGACUUUAGUUUUCAUGAGCAUGCUCUAUAUGAUCUGCCAGCAUUCUUCAAAUAUGUUACUCAGAAAACUCAGAGCAAGAUUUUAUACAUUGGGCAUUCAAUGGGAGGAACGACGAUGGCCAUUUAUUUGUCCACCAACCCAGUGGAAUCGAAGAAAUAUAUUGAAAGAAGCAUACUUUUUCAGAGUCCCACUUAUAUGAGACAUACCAAAGGCUUGGUCGCUCGGUCAGUUGUUAACGACAUAUAUGGUGUGUUGGGCGCGUUGCCUAGCAUGGGCAUGAACGCCCUGAUGGAAACGCAUAGUUUCGAACGACAAUCUACCAUCCAGUACUGUUCGGCUUCUCUAGCGGACUUAAGAAGCUGCUUGAAACUUUCCGACUUAAUUAACGGGGAUUGUGACUUCCCCUUUCCACCUGAAAAUUUUUUCAUCGGUCUUUUAACAGUGCGAAAUUGCGCAUUUCGUGUAUUGUACCAUUAUGCUCAAGUGAUCCGAUCUGGGGAGUUUCGCAUGUACGAUUACGGCCCCAAAGGAAACUUGAAUCGCUAUAAUUCCUCAGUUCCUACCAGUUAUAAUCUCGAACAUCUGCCCAAUGAUAUCACCUGGAUUUUUGGAACAACUGAUGCUCUGGCAACCAAAGAGGAUGCUUUGGAGACCUUUGAAAGAUUCAAAAGGCCUGGCUGGGAUAUCCAUGAAAUUCCUUACAACCAUUUGAAUGCCUUCGUGGACAAUGUCCAUGUUGCACAACAUUUUUUUCCAUUACUGUCGAAAGUCAUUGAACAACAUAUAAAUAAGGGCACAUUAAAGUGAGGUAAUGUAAACGCCUGUAAACGAUAGGGCGAAUUACUUAUGCGAUAAUGCGUCUUGCCUAACUUCAAAUAAUUAACCCUGUUAAUUAUGAAGUUGGACGAAGACUGAUGACUAAGUAAAACUGGGCUGCUUCCCCAAGCUUCACGGUUUCAGGCCAGUUAUACUGGAUGUUUAGUGAAUACGAACUUUGUUUUAUUAGGAAAUUUUCGUAAUUUUUACCAUUUAUCAAAUCCGAUGAUGGUGAUUGACAAUUUCGAAGGUAAUUAGACGGAAACAGACUCAUUUCGUUAUCGGUUAACCGACACUAUCAGUACACCUAAUAUGAUGCGUUUACUAGGAGGAACGCCACAUUUUGCGAACCCAACAUGUUGUAUACUUUAUGCGUUAUUUACAUGAGCCAGAUAAAAAAAAAUUGGGAUUAUUUCGCUCGUAAUAGUGGCAAUUAAUUUCAAUAGGUCCCGAUUAGGUUCAUUACGGCUUGAUAAUUAGUGCACAAAUGAGGCCGAUCAAUUAACAAUUUUACACAUACAAACGAACCAAAAUCCUUGAUUAUUACUUUUGACCAAUAACGUACCUGAAACUUCAGGGCAACUGUACCAAUUAGAAUGGAUUUGUACCUCAGCCCCAGGCUCUUUCGCCAAACUGCAAGCGGAUGAGAAAAGCUCAUAUUAUAGGGCUCGAUUAAAUGCUGGGUUUCAGAUCAAAGCUUUGAAGUGAGAAAUGGAUCGCUUUGUACAAUGCUUGGCAAGCGAUGCCCGUGAAAGCUACAGUCAGCAGGAAACUAGUUUAGUGGAAUGUAGCCCUUAGAAAAAUCGAAAUUCUUUAUCGGCGUUUUCCUGUUUGGACAAAGCUAAAUGUGUAGGCGAAAUAUAGAUGAGUUGAAAAUUUCGUAUUUGCAAAGGAACUGAACGAAUUCAGUGAAGGUUGGUUGCGACUGGAGCAAGGCAUUCGACUGUUUUAACCAACGAAUACCGCAAAGGUAGUUGGCGUAGUUGAAAUGCUUUUAAACGGGGUUUUAAGCUAUUUUGUUCGUCACUAUUUUAGUCUAAUACAACAUGUUUUAAUCAGCUUAAUGUGCUUGGUUAACCGAAUAUAUCAACGCUUUGAAUUACAGACUUGGUUUGGUUUAUGGCCAAAGAUGAAUGUUCGAAAAAAUGCUGAAAUAUUACAGAA
Molecule: messenger RNA, 2441 nt
Organism: Dendroctonus ponderosae (mountain pine beetle)
Lineage: Eukaryota; Metazoa; Arthropoda; Insecta; Coleoptera; Curculionidae
Product: lipase member K-like
Exons: 7
Coding region: 21-1268 (415 amino acids)
Biological process (GO): lipid metabolic process
Source: RefSeq, a predicted model, not a curated record